AUGCGUGUCGCUGUGAUCGGUGGCGGCCCCUCGGGUCUCGUUCAGCUCAAGACGCUGCUCGAGGCGCACCAGUACCUCGAGGGCAUCGAACCCUUCGAGGUCAGGCUGUUCGAAUCCUAUGACAGGAUCGGCGGCGUGUUUGUCCACCAUACGUACGAGGACGCCGAGCUGGUAUCGUCCAAGUGGAUCACCACCUUCUCCGACUUUGGCGGCGGCCGUCCCGGCGACGGCGACUUCUUCUCGGCCGAGCGCUACGUCGAGUACCUCAACGACUACGCCACCCACUUCCGCUUGUGGCCGUACAUGCACCUGUCGACGGCCGUGACCGGCAUCAGGCGCGGCGACGUCGGCGGGCACGUCGUCAGCUACCGGGGACCCGACGGGCUCGACAUGGAGUGGGAGUGCGACGCCGUCGCCGUCUGCUCCGGCGUCCACUCCAAGGCCAACUACCCGGACAUACCCGGGCUGGAGCACGUGCCCGUCACCAUCCACUCAGAGGACAUCAAGAAGCGCGAGCAGCUGGGCAAGGACACGACCGUCCUCGUCCUCGGCAGCGGCGAGACCGGAGCCGACAUGUGCUACCUCGCCAUCACCGCCCCGACGAGGCGAGUCAUCCUCUCCCAUAAGGACGGCUUCCUCGGCGGCACCAAGCGAGCCGUUCCCCAGCGCUGGCUCCCCUGGCUCUUUGGCGACCAUCCCUUCGAGGAGCCCCAGCUGCCCAUCGACGUCAGCCAGUCCACCCUCUUCGACACGAUGUACGUCCACCCCAUGGUGCGCGACUCGCUCAUGGUCUGGGAUGCCUACCACGUCCUCGCCCUGCCCUUUGCCUGCUGGCUCUGUAGCUCAACAUCACGAGGUGUCGACCAGCAUAUCGGCCAAGUCUUUGGCGAGAGGUUCCAUACAUCGAGACUCUUCUUCAACAAGGCCUGGAUGCGCAUCAGCAACGAGGUGUCGACGCCCUGGCGCCCAAACCCGACCCCUCUAGGCACCCGCAUCCGCAAGUUCUUCCUCAACACGGCCGUGCCACCUCCCAAGCGCACCAUCGAACUGGCCCCGUUCCCGUCUCACAUCACGCCCGACGGCGUCGCUCACUUCCCACGCAACGGCCGGCCGGAGGCAGACCUCAUCAACGAGACCGAGGUGAAGCCCGACGUCAUCGUCUUCGCGACCGGCUACGUCCCGCAGUUCCCGUUCCUCAACACGCCGCACAACGCCGGACGACGUGCCUACCCGACCUCGAGCGAGACCGACGUCCGCGACGUGUGGCGCGCCGACGACCCGACCAUCGGCUUCAUCGGCUUCAUCCGCCCCGGAUUCGGCGCCAUCCCGCCCCUGGCAGAGAUGCAGUCCAUGCUCUUCGCCACCCAGCUGGCCGGCCGCCUCACCAAGAGGCUCGACCCGGAAGACGAGUGGCACUACCGCAUGAUCCAGCCGCCGAGCGCGCGCCUGUCGUACGGCGUCGAGCACGACAGCUACAUGUACCAGGUCGCCAAGGACCUCGACAUGGCCCCGAGCUUCACCGACGUCGCCCGCCUCUCCCUCGUCACCCCGCGCGGCCACCGGCUCCCCUGGAUGUGGGCCUCGGGCGCAAACUUCACCCUCAAGUUCCGCAUGGUCGGCCCCUGGAGGUGGCCCGCCGCCGCCGAGACCCUCACCGGCGACAUGUGGCAGACCAUCUCGAGGAGGGGCAACAUCUUUGGCAACUACAACAUGGCCAUCGCCCCCAUAAUCUACCUCGGCCUCGUCAACCUCUUCUACUGGACCUACGCCACCAUCUGGGGCGCCCUCGCUACCGUCCAUCUCGCUCCCCCUGUCAAGGUCGACAAUGCCAUCAAGAGGAGGUUUCAGGAGCUGGCCGAUCAUGAGGAGGCCAUGAUGAAGAAGAAGAAGAUGAUGGGUCUGACCAAUGGUCUUGGCCGUUAG
Messenger RNA from Geosmithia morbida, 1923 nucleotides. Its product is annotated as Flavin-binding monooxygenase-like. Gene Ontology annotation, molecular function: flavin adenine dinucleotide binding; N,N-dimethylaniline monooxygenase activity; NADP binding. The record is from RefSeq and is a predicted model, not a curated record. Bases 1 to 1923 code for a protein of 640 amino acids. The transcript has 2 exons. NCBI's taxonomy places the organism in Eukaryota, Fungi, Ascomycota, Sordariomycetes, Hypocreales, Bionectriaceae.